Messenger RNA from Trichoderma aggressivum f. europaeum, 1308 nucleotides. RefSeq lists its product as uncharacterized. Lineage: Eukaryota; Fungi; Ascomycota; Sordariomycetes; Hypocreales; Hypocreaceae. Gene Ontology annotation, cellular component: cytoplasm; nucleus. Gene Ontology annotation, biological process: peptidyl-arginine methylation. The transcript is spliced from 2 exons. The record is from RefSeq and is a predicted model, not a curated record. The coding region runs from base 1 to 1308 and encodes 435 amino acids. Gene Ontology annotation, molecular function: protein arginine N5-methyltransferase activity.
AUGCCGGCGCCCAUUGACGACUCCCUCGAAGCCAGAGUCUCCCCCGAGUGCCCCCAAGAGACUCGCGAUGUCCUCUACCACGCAUGGGGCCACGACCUGAGCGGCCUGAAGAAGCUCCUCGACGACCGCAGCAAGGCCAGCCUCCAGGAUCCCAAGACCGGCGAGACCCCGCUUCAUGCCGCGAUCCGCGCCUGUGGCCCGGCCGACGAACCGAGCGGCGAGGAAGAUGAGGGCGAGGACGGGUGUGUGGAAGAGGCUCGUGAGGUUGUGAGCCAGCUCUUCUUCUCCGGCGCCAUCUGGAACGACGUCGAUGCCAAUAAUGAGACGCCCGCCUGCGUCGCCUACCGCCUCGGCCGAAAGACCCUGUAUAACCUCUGCGUUGAUGCCGGUGUUCGCGCAGAGAUCCUCCUUGCUUUGAUGGACGGCUACGAAGAGCUCUCUUCCGGCGGAGAUGACGAAGACGAAGAUGACGAAACCAUGCAAGACCAAGAGCAAGAAGCCGCCACUGACGAAGCAAAGGCCCAAGACGGCGACGUCGAAGUAGUCGAGGCUGCAGAGCCUCUCAAAUUCGUCCCUCCCGAUGCCAACGAGAAGCCCGUCACGAGCGAAGAGUACCUGCAGUCCGACCUCACCUACGACGAUAACAAGCUCCUCGACUCAGACCUCAACGGCGUCAUGAUGGCCUGGGAAACGGACAUCAUGCGCCGCUCCGUCGCCGCGCUCAUCCCCGACGCGCAGCCCGGCAAGCGCAUCCUCAACAUCGGCUUCGGCAUGGGCAUCAUUGAUGGCAUGUUCGCCGAGCUCAAGCCCUCAAAACACCACAUCAUCGAGGCGCACCCAGCCGUCCUAAAGCACAUCUCCAGCCCCGAGUCCAAGUUCGGGGCCACAUGGGAGAAGAGCGGACCCGAAGAAGGUGCUUACAAGGUCUAUGGCGGUAAAUGGCAGGAAGCCGUUCUCCAGCUCCUCGAGCAAGGGGAGCUUUACGAUGCCAUCUACUUUGACACCUUUGGAGAGGACUACUCGCAGCUUCGCAUGUUCCUCAUGGAAUACGUGCCCGCGCUGUUGGAUCAGGAAGGCCGUUUCAGCUUCUUCAACGGGCUUGGUGCGGACCGCAGAGUGUGCUAUGAUGUAUACACAAAGGUCGUGGAAAUGCACUGUGCCGAUGCGGGCCUGGAUGUGGAAUGGGAGGAGAGCGACGUUGACAUGGCCAAGCUCAACCAAGACGGCCAAGGAGAAUGGGAGGGUGUUCGACGACGAUACUGGACAUUGGAUAAGUAUCGACUGCCUGUGUGCACUUUUAUGGGUUAA